ACACUAAUCAGAAAAUAUAAUCAAAGUUCCCUUACUUGGAUAAUUCACCUUGUAGCAGCAGGGGUGUAAAAAAGAAAGCUCGGCAGCAGUGGACAUUUACCGAUAAAUACUUCAAAAAAUACUUCAGUCCGGCGGUUACAAAAGAGAGAUUUGUUUAUUCUGAAAGCACAGAGACAAGCUGUUACAAUAAUGGACCCCAGUAAGUCGAGUGCUCCCCCAGCGGGAUGGUCUGAUGAGAAGGCUUCCAUGGGCCAUGCGCCACCUCCGCCCUACCAGGACAACACGUACCCGGGGAACCCACAGCCCGGCCUGGCAUACCCACCACAGCAGCAGGGCUUUGCACCUCCACCACAGUAUGGGGGUGCAGGAUAUGGACAACAACCUUACCAAGGUCAGCAGUACCCAGGACAGCAGUACCCAGGACAGCAGUACCCAGGACAGCAGUACCCAGGACAGCAGGCCACCGUCACUGUCCAGCCCACAGUGUACGUGACUCGAGGCCCGCUGCUUAACCCAGUUAACGACUACUUGUGCUACUCCAUCUUCACCAUGCUGUGCUGCUGCUUACCCCUUGGAAUUGCUGCCCUCAUCUACUCCAUCUCAGCCCGUGAAUCCAACCACAUUGGGGACCAGAUGGGGGCAGAGCGGAACAGCAGGAUGGCCCGGACACUGAACCAUGUGGGCCUGGGACUCGGCAUCGCUAUGCUCAUCCUCACCAUUGUCUACGUAGUGGUGGUGGCAUCUCAGAUUAACCUUUCAGUCACCUGUUGAUAUAUAUAUAAAAAGACUUUUGAAAAGUUACUGAUAUAUUAAUCAACAGUAGAAGGCCAUGUAAUCCAUUACUCUCUACACUUUAAAGAGUAACCUGCAACAUAUUGCUUCAACAUUAUUUUGUGUUUGGGAUUUUCUUCUAUGUUGUCACACAUCAAAAAUCAACAUUUUCUGUUUUUGACAUUUAAAAUAUUUUUCAACUUUGGCCAGUGUUGCUUCACCAUAUAUAUAUAUAUAUAGAAUGCAGGUGUUAUCCAAAGAGUUUUACAUGUUCGUGUUCUAAUAGCAAAUGAUUAUCAAUACACAGUAGUGCCACAUUUCAUAUUGAGCUGAGUUUUGUGUAGUUUUGCAAUUGAAAGAGAUUUGUCUGAGUUUACAAUAGGUGAAAUAUUGCUGCCCUUUUUAUCGGAAUUGUUGGCUGUAAAUAUGCCCUCUAACUUUCUUAAGAGUAUGCCAACAAAAAAUAGCAUUU
Molecule: messenger RNA, 1243 nt
Organism: Sander lucioperca (pikeperch)
Lineage: Eukaryota; Metazoa; Chordata; Actinopteri; Perciformes; Percidae
Product: calcium-binding protein P-like
Exons: 4
Coding region: 190-771 (193 amino acids)
Cellular component (GO): membrane
Source: RefSeq, a predicted model, not a curated record